CCCUGCAACAAUCUGUCGUUGCGCAUUGCUUCAGUAGCUCGAAGGACCUACGGGACCUCCAAACAUACCGGAUAAAGAUACUUCAGAACAGAUUGAAUCACAAAAUAGUUAAACUGGGAAUCAGUUGAGGAUUAAAAGGCUGUGUGUGUGACACUAGAAAGCUGCUUUUGUGCCAUACCGAAUGUUCCGUUCUUUACACUUACCAUUUUUACCUACAUGAUAAGCAAAACAAAGCAAACACUGUGAACUUUAAAUCAUAACGAUAUCUGUUUUAACUUGAAUGCCAUGUCUAUGAUAAGCAGUUUUCCAGCUAUAGAUUUUAUCGAACCUAUCGAAAGCUAUCUGCUACCAAACUUCCCCUUCAGUUUGCUGUAACUAGCCAUACAGUGUAGACAUCAUUAUGAAGGCUGCGUGCGUUACAAUAGUGCUCCUCGGCACCAUUGUUAGUAGUUUGGCCCAAACCGUCGUUCGGAACGUAGAAUUUGGUGAAUACCCUUCGGUAGUGUUUGUCAGUACUCCACGCGAUCAGCGAUGCAUGGGCACGUUGAUCAACGCCAACCACGUCUUGACGUCCGGUACCUGCGUUAUGACCGACGGGGCGGCUAACAUUUAUCCGGCCCCUUUAGUGCAAGUCGUUGGAGGAGAUCUGUCCGUUCCCAAUCCGGUCGUCACUCAGCAGACCCGCGUGGCGCAGCACAUUUUCGUGCAUGAAAACUUCCGCCCUCGUUCAAACGAUAACAAUGUCGCUGUUAUACGUCUGGCCGAGCCCUUUCACCUGCCGAGCAACGCCAUUGAGGAGGCACACAUUCGGAUGCGCAUCGUACCGCAAGGGCAUCAGUGUGAUGUUGUGAGAGCGACUUUAACUGGCAGUCCCGUUCUGCAAGCGUAUAAUAUACAGAUUCGCAAUCGAAAUCUUUGCGAUGAUUGUUGUUUCCUGUGGAUUAGAGAUGAAAGUAGCCUUUGCACUGAGGAAAUCACCAUCAGUGACAGCCUGUUGCAAGGUGAUUCGAUGUUCUGCGAUGGAGAGUUGACGGCAAUCGCAGCCCACACUGCUAGUGAUGGUCAAAUAAGACGCUUUUAUUUCAACCAAGUAAGGUUUUUCACGCACUGGAUACAGCAACAGCUCAUUCGUACGCAACCGAUGCCGGAAGGAUGGAAUCCGAACGAUUAUUGAGGGAAGAUACAUAUGUAAUAGACGGUACGUUUCAAUUACAACAUUUGUAUUUCAAGUGAUUUGUAAUAAAUGUAGCCCAGCAAACAUGAAAUAUGUGUGUCGAAUUUAAUGGAAUAAUAAUUGUUACGUUAUUCAGUACCUCAAAUAAAGAAAGAGAGAAAGAGAGUAUAGCA
Messenger RNA from Anopheles arabiensis, 1347 nucleotides. RefSeq lists its product as uncharacterized. The transcript has 2 exons. Gene Ontology annotation, biological process: proteolysis. NCBI's taxonomy places the organism in Eukaryota, Metazoa, Arthropoda, Insecta, Diptera, Culicidae. The record is from RefSeq and is a predicted model, not a curated record. Gene Ontology annotation, molecular function: serine-type endopeptidase activity. The coding region runs from base 401 to 1174 and encodes 257 amino acids.